ACUAGUGACAGCAUGCAUAAACUCUAUUCAUCCCACAGAGAUGCCGACGCUACGGAAGCGAUGCUAAUUGAAAGCCAUCGACAUUACUUCUACAUACAAAGUUCCAGUCCACAUAUCUUACCAUGUACGACUCCAUGCUUAUCAUCCCACACUGAUCCCGAUCCUUUAGUAUGGAUGAACAACCAAAUUUUCGUCCGCACCGUGUCACUUUACACAGCGAUCCUGCAGUAAUCUACACCGUGGAAGAAUUCAGGCAGGGCGUUGAUGCCCCGUUCUUAGGCCCUCCUCCUCCUCCUCCUACUGCUUCUCCUCGCCACACCUGCCACUGUGGCAAGGCGUACAUCCGCCCAGAGCAUCUACGGCGGCAUCAAACUACCCACAGCAAUGGCACCAAACCCUACAGUUGCCACGUCUGCGGGCGAGCCUUUUGGCGCAACGACAUCUUCCAGCGUCAUGCCAAAAGUCAUGUGAUUGCUCGUCCGACUAAACAACGCGCCUGCAGCACUUGUCAUGCAAACAAGACCAAGUGCGACGGCAUUGGGGACUCACCUUGUUCAUUUUGUGUCAGGAAAUCGUUGAACUGUGUUUAUUCUCCUACCCGGUUGAAUAACCAGAGUACUCUCUGGUCUGGCUCACGGUCGAUCCCACAAAAGCAUGGCGUACCUGCUACGACAGACCAGUCUGUCCAAAAUGCACUGCCUGCCGCAAAGGACAGGGCGAAUAGAACACUCGACCUGGAAAGAGAAAAUUCAUCCGAUCAGCAUGCUUCACCGGCCACGCUUUCCGUUGCAAGCGAGCCCAUUUUAGAGGACGAGAUAUCUCAAGGUCCUGUCCACCUGAAUACAAUCCUCGAAGAAUUAUCCACAUCGCCGCCAAAGUCAACCCCUCUACAGGAUGCGAACUCGCCCCGUACGCUGGAUAAAUGGAUUUUGGCGUGCUUUAGGUCAUAUAUCGCUCAUUUCCAUCACCGAUGGCAUAUCAUCACCGCGUCCACGUACGAAUUCACCGAGAAGCCCCCUGACAAUGCGGCAUCCGUGGUCAUGGUUGGGUCUUAUUUCCUACACCGUAAAGACCUGACCGGUACGAUUGUCAACAUCCAUGAUCGGCUGGUCGAUCGUUACCUCCACCUGUUGACUUCCGCUUUAGAAGAGGGAAAGCUCUCAAAUACCGUGAGACGACUCGAGACCUAUCAAGCUAUUCUAUUGAACAUCAUCUUUGGAUUAUAUCUAGGUCGACAGAGAACAAUCGCGAGGGCUAACUUAUUAUGUGGACGAUUGAUCGCGACACUACAACACACUGGCUUCUUUCUCCAGUCGUAUGCGCAGCAUAUCCAGCAGAGCGAAUUUCCCGGGCAUUAUGUCCCUUGGAUAGAUAUGGUUUUGGACGAGUGGAAAAGAAUCAUAUGUGCUCUUUUCAAGGUGGAAACACAAAUCGCCCUCAUCUACCAUCAACGCCCCCGACUACUCGAUGACGAACUCGAUGCCUUCCUACCAUCGAGCUUUGCUCUACGAAAUUGUUUUCGCAUGGAUGUCUUCUUGCAUCGCCGGAAAAUCGAGGACCCGAGUCGCAGUCAGGUCAAGAUGCUGAGGAUGAUCCGGCACCCCGAAAAGUUCCUCCCCAAUGCAGUGCUGGUUGAAGACAUACAUCUCGGCCUUUGCGGUCUACUUUUCGAUACCCUCAGGCAAGCGCAGCUUCGAGCUGUCAUUGGCACGUGGGAUGACCCCUCAGCUAUAGCCAUGCGCGACGGCGUUGUGCAACGACUUGCUGUUUGGGCUAAGCAUCUAAAAGCUCUGGCCGAAAAGUCUCGCUCUGACGGAUCUUCUCUAGCAGACAUGCAGUUUAUAUCUACAUAUCUCGAUCGGGAGGAUGAGAUUAGGAGCCGCCCUUUGGAUAUGCGGCUUGUCAAAGCUCGUGUUAAGAGUAUGAUCAAUGAGGUGACUAUGUUAUAUCACCUGCUACAACUCCUGUUGUCCGUCGGUAGGCGGAUCAUAGAGCAUUUGAAAUUUAUGGCAGCGAUCAAUCUAGAUAGUAUAAAGGAGGAUGAGCGAGUUAGGUAUGAUGAAGCAAAGUCUGUGCUUGAGAGUUGGGCUGGAUCUACUGAGGGCAGGACAGCCCUGCUUCAUGCGCUUGCUAUGCUGAGCAUUGCCCAAGUGUAUCUAAAGGAGCACAGCGCUGUAUUGGAGUAUCCGUUUCCUGGUUCCAUUUCCCACAUAACCAUAGCACUUAGUGCCCUCGUUUUAGACGGAUGGCUGGCGCACAAAUAUUCAACAUGCUGCUGCGGAACGACUGCUGCACAUCUAGACCUUCCAAUCAAGUCAUGGGGGCUAGAUGAUGCGGUACUCGAAGCUUGGAUUCAAUAUGAUGGGCCGGCUUUGUUCCAGGGCAAGACUCUUUGCACAUGUUCGUCCGAUGUUUGGAUCGAGCGGUUCGCAAAUUGCUUACCGGAGGAGGAAACGUGGGAGCUGGCUGGCCUAAUUGCGCCCCCUCUGCGGUCGUUUAUGAGACGCAUGUAAGCAACGGUACAAAGAUAUCCAAUAAAAAUUCUUCAUAAUAG
Molecule: messenger RNA, 2554 nt
Organism: Truncatella angustata
Lineage: Eukaryota; Fungi; Ascomycota; Sordariomycetes; Amphisphaeriales; Sporocadaceae
Exons: 6
Coding region: 171-2513 (780 amino acids)
Biological process (GO): DNA-templated transcription; regulation of DNA-templated transcription
Molecular function (GO): DNA-binding transcription factor activity, RNA polymerase II-specific; DNA binding; zinc ion binding
Source: RefSeq, a predicted model, not a curated record